AUGAGUCAAAGGAACUCUUAUUCGUACUACGAUUACAUAAAGAACUACGAGUCUAGGUUCUUGCUGAAGUAUCAGUCCCACACUCAUUGGUGGUCUGGCAGAGGAUCCAACUUCUUGGAGCUCUUGCGUUUGAAAUCAGUCAGACUAAAGUCGAACAGAAACUGGAUGUGGUUCGAUAUUCGUUAUGGCUCUAAGUUCCUGUACAUCAUUUAUAUGCCUCAACUUUUCUACUUGGUCAUUUCAUAUUUGCUGGUGCCAGUUUGGAGAAGAACUGAUGAGAGAUAUCAUUUGAGAUUCGCAGAUGGAGAGGGUGAUGAAAUCGAUGAGGUUGAGCCAUUCGUUACUUAUCAACAAAGAAAGAAGCCUGUAACUAGAAGAAAGUACUCAGACACAGUCAAGUUGAUCUACAACGGAGAGGAAGAAUACGAUUACAUCCCAGAGCAGCCCAUCAGAUACAGAUGA
Stylonychia lemnae is the source of this 462-nucleotide messenger RNA. NCBI's taxonomy places the organism in Eukaryota, Ciliophora, Spirotrichea, Sporadotrichida, Oxytrichidae. The record is from the annotation of a GenBank genome assembly.